UCCGGCGCAUGGAGCGGCGGGUAAUGAUGGCUGCUCUCAGAAGUCCGCUGUCGCUGUGGAGGUUCCAGUUGGGCUGUCGGCGAGCGCAGAGGGUCUGUACUCGGGCCGCAGCCCAGCGCCACCCCGAUGCUCUGCUCGCGACGCGGCCCCAGCCCUUCGAGGUGGGGCAGCCCUGCCGCCCGCUCAGCUCCGAGGCCGAAUCUGGUAGCUCAGAAGUCAAGAAACCUACAUUUAUGGAUGAGGAAGUCCAGAAUAUCCUCACCAAGAUGACAGGCCUGGACUUGAAGAAGACUUUCAAGCCUGCUGUCCAACCACUGAAGCCACCGACCUAUAAGUUAAUGACCCAGGCCCAGUUGGAAGAGGCGACUAGACUGGCAAUUGAAGCAGCUAAAGUACGAUUAAAGAUGCCACCAGUUCUGGAAGAACGAACGCCAAUAAAUGACGUGUUAGCUGAGGAUAAGAUUUUGGAAGGAACAGAAACAAACAAAUACGUGUUUACUGAUAUAUCAUAUGACGUUCCACAUCGGGAACGUUUUAUUGUUGUUAGAGAACCAAGUGGCACACUACGCAAAGCUUCUUGGGAAGAACGGGACCGGGUGAUACAAAUUUAUUUUCCGAAAGAAGGUCGUAGAGUUUUGCCACCAGUAAUUUUCAAAGAUGAAAACCUUAAGACCAUGUACAGCCAAGACCGGCAUGCUGAUGUCCUCAAUCUCUGUGUUGCCCAGUUUGAGCCAGAUUCCACUGAGUAUAUCAAGGUUCAUCAUCAGACCUAUGAAGAUAUAGACAGACAUGGAAAGUAUGAGCUUUUACGGUCAACAAGACACUUUGGUGGAAUGGCUUGGUAUUUUGUAAAUAAAAAAAAGAUUGACGGUUUGCUCAUCGAUCAGAUCCAGAGAGACUUGAUUGAGGACGCCACCAGCCUGGUCCAGCUGUAUCACAUGCUCCAUCCAGAUGGCCAGUCGGCUCAAGAGGCCAAAGAGCAGGCUGCUAAGGGAGUAAAUUUAAUUAAGGUCUUCGCAAAAACAGAAGCACAGAGAGGACCAUAUAUAGAAUUAGCACUCCAAACUUAUCAAGAAGUAGUCAUCAGUCAUUCUGCAGCAUCCUGAGAACAAUUAAAAAUGUCAUUUGUUUUCUGCUUUUUAAAUUCUCAAAAAUUUCUUUCCUUACUCAAUUUCUAUGCACAUGAAGAUGACUGAAAUUUCUAUUUGAGUGCCUGGUUAUGAACUCCUCUAUUCACAUUAAUGAACAAACAUAAACAAACAAA
Molecule: messenger RNA, 1264 nt
Organism: Peromyscus leucopus (white-footed mouse)
Lineage: Eukaryota; Metazoa; Chordata; Mammalia; Rodentia; Cricetidae
Gene: Mrps22
Product: mitochondrial ribosomal protein S22
Exons: 8
Coding region: 9-1106 (365 amino acids)
Cellular component (GO): mitochondrial small ribosomal subunit
Molecular function (GO): structural constituent of ribosome
Source: RefSeq, a predicted model, not a curated record